Messenger RNA from Exophiala spinifera, 435 nucleotides. RefSeq lists its product as uncharacterized. The coding region runs from base 1 to 435 and encodes 144 amino acids. The record is from RefSeq and is a predicted model, not a curated record. Gene Ontology annotation, cellular component: cytoplasm. Gene Ontology annotation, biological process: ferulate metabolic process; cinnamic acid catabolic process. Gene Ontology annotation, molecular function: carboxy-lyase activity. The transcript has a single exon. Lineage: Eukaryota; Fungi; Ascomycota; Eurotiomycetes; Chaetothyriales; Herpotrichiellaceae.
AUGGCUACAGCAAAGCCCUCUGCUGCUCUAUCCUUGCGUACCUUCCUUGAAGAAUGCAAAGCGGAGGGAGAUGUGGUGGAAAUUGACCUGGAAGUUGAUCUCCAUCUCGAGUCUGGUGCCAUCACUCGCCGCGCAUACAAAACAGGCAGCCCAAUGCCACUCAUCAACAAUCCCAAGGGUAAAGAUGGUCCAGACGGUCUCUUCCGUAUUCUCGGUGCUCCAGUGGGAGUUCGAAGCGACCGCACAGAGAGAUAUGCUCGUUUUGCAAAGUCCAUUGGGCUGCCUUCCAACGCCAGUGGACAUGAAAUCAUCCAGAAGCUUAUACGGUCCAAAAGGGCCGACCCUAUUCCAUCUGUUGAAGUUCACGAGGCACCAGUCAAGGAGCACAAGAUCUUUAGUGAUGAAAUUAACCUUCUUAAGCUGCUAAUUUCAUAA